Molecule: messenger RNA, 1910 nt
Organism: Aphanomyces invadans
Lineage: Eukaryota; Oomycota; Saprolegniomycetes; Saprolegniales; Verrucalvaceae
Exons: 6
Coding region: 26-1474 (482 amino acids)
Source: RefSeq, a predicted model, not a curated record
CAACCGUUUCAGGUUCAGCCCGACGAUGGGGAACGAGACAGAGGAGUCGCGCGUGGAGAAGGAGUUCUACGUUGUAUUUGUUCUGGAGCCCGAUGGAUUCCGGCAUCGCGUUACCGCCACGGCCAACUCAACCUUGAAGCAGCUCAAAGAACAGGUUAUCUUGGAUCUCAAGCUCACGCACAACACGUUGCUAAUCCCCGAGCUUGACGAAGCAUGUGCGGCGAAUGGAUCUCAUCCAGCCGACUUCACGCUCUCGAAUGCUGGCUUGAUUCUCAACACCGACCAGGAAAUGAUCCUCCACGCGUCGGUGGUUGCCAAGAAGAUUGGCUCCAGUGAAUACGUCAUGCCCUCCGAAAUCGAAGUCACCGUCGCGUCUGACAAUGGCGCACCACUCACGACCUUUACUGUGCACAUCCUCAAGUUUACAGGCCACAAACCCUACUUGGGUGGCUAUCGACACAAAAUCACGGAUCAAGUCUUUCACCACGCGUCAGCCCAGACUGUCGUAACCAAACAAAAGGUCCGUCGGGGGCCUGCCAGGUUCCACCGAGAGACGCAGACACACAAAACUGUGACGAAAACAGCUCAAACCGUGCGCGAACACGGCACCCAAAUGACUCGAUGCGACUUGCUUGUCGACACGAAAGGAGACCGAGAAGUCGUCGCAAAAACAUAUUUCAAUUCCGCCCAACUCGAAUGUUUGCGCAUGGAUUCGUGCUUGUUAUUGCAAUGCCAUUGGCGAGCAUAUCGCGCCCGGUGCUUUGUGCAUGCAAUUCGACAGAAAAAGCUCGAAGUGUAUUCAAAUGACGAAAGAUUUGCGGUGGAAACCAAGGCGAUGCUAGCGGCCAAACAGCGCAAGGAAAUCGACCGACGAAUGCAUCCCAACUCGCAGCAUGAUUUCGAAGUGCUGUACAACGAACUGGACCAGUGGCGCCUGUACGAAACGAAGAAGGUCCAGGAAGAAGGCGGGUUGACGGACAAGGAGCGAACGGCCGCGAUGGCGGCGAUUCUUGCCAAAGAGACCAAGCUUCUGCAGACGAUUGAUCGCUUGAAGAGCACGGCAACAACGAAGAAUCGCAACGCUCGCAUUGAAGCUAUGUUAGACGUGUUGUCGCGGCCCAAGCAAUGGCAGAUGAGCGAUGGCAUUAUCAAGCCUGUGGACACGCCGUUCACGGUGCGUGCGAAAGAGCUGACCGAGUUGUACCAUGGCCUCAAGCUGCCACUUCGGAACGUCGAGGAGCGUCUUGAAGUGCUGUUGCACGUAAAGUGGACCGUGAAGGAGUUUGAGUGUGCCUUGACGAAGGAACUGAUGGAGCUGAUCGAUCGCGAAGCCGACAUGUUGAACCGCGGACGACCGGCACAAUCGGUGGAAGGUUUGCGCAAGCGCAUCUCGAACCUGUUUUUGCAGUUCAUCGAGAACCCAACGUUCAACCCAGAGGCCGCGAGUUUGCGCCACAUCAUCGGGAAUUCAUAACUAAUCGCAACGUUUUGUGUACAAUUACGCCAAAUCUGUGACUUCGUGGUCCGUGCCAGCGUUCGGGUUUUGGAUCACAAUCAAGGCGUACUCCUUGUCUGGUGCGAUCAUGAUCUCGUGCUUCUUGGACCGAAUGCGGAGGAACGUCAUGUCGUUGCUCGGAUCAAGGGUUCGAAUCGUGCUCUUCGCCUUGGCCGCGAGUUGGGAUAGGAGUGCCGCAUGGUCGAUUGCGAACUCUUCGUCGUUCGUGCUCGAGUAGAUCGGGACACCGUCGUUGUUGACGAUGAGCACCGCUUGAACGCCCUUGUGGCUCUUGAUACGCUUGAUAGUUUCCUCAGCUUCGUACCCAGACUAUAUGCAUAUGCACACGUGCACCGCAUGAGACACACGUCGCCAUCACCUCGAUCCUUUCCUCGACGUACCAUGACGGUCGGCC